CCUCAUCAAACGGACUUCGCGUGUCACUGAAACCACUGCCAUUGAUAAAGCUUUGGCACUUCUCUCUAGCACUGCAUAUAUAUCUAAAAGACAACACAGACAGAGCGAAAGCAGCAUCAAACCCAAGCUCAAUAACCAGAAAAGCCGUUUCCUCUUUCCGAAGCUGAGAAGCUGAAGCGCUAAUUCUGAGUCGGACGGAGAGAAAAAGCCUGGCAAUGACUCUCUUGCAAAGCUAUUAGAUUAUCUCCAGGUUGAGUUUUUGGCCUGGAAUUGUUACCACAUGCUAUUGGGAGUGGUUAUUUGUCGAAAUAUCAGAUUACUCGUCUGAGUUGUAGUAGCUGAAGAUGAGUUGGAAUCCGCAUAUGGGAGUUCAUUACCCCUACAACAGCUGUCCCUAUAACUCGGCUGGUAGCUUUAUGGACUAUUUUGAAGGGCUCACCUAUGAACAUGUGAACUUUAUUUUUUCAGGGGAUUCACAUGCUCAGGAGAGUACUUACCCAUCAAUGAACACGAACUAUUACAAGUUUGGGUUAACUGAACCUGGGAAUACUUCAUAUUAUGAUCUUGGUUUUCGUCAUGCCUACGAGUUCAAUGAUCCUGUCGGACGAAGUGGUGAAGAAACAAGGCUUUUCCAGCACUCUUCGACUAUUCUUAAUGAACAGACUGUGGCAAGGGAUCCACUAUGUGAAGGAAGUGCAAACACUUCUACAUGUGACAACCCCAGAGAAUCUCCUCGGAGAUAUCAGAACUCCCAUGACUAUCAGGUUAUUUUGGAAGACAACAUUGACCCUGAUAGCAUGACUUAUGAGGAAUUACUAGAAUUAGGUGAGGCAGUUGGAACUGAAAGCCGAGGUCUUUCCCAAGAUCUGCUUUCUUUGCUUCCAAUCUCGAAAUACAAGUGCAGCUUUUUCUCAAGAAAGAAAUCACGGAGUGAGAGGUGUGUGAUCUGCCAGAUGGAAUAUAAACGAGGGGACCGGCAAAUUACUCUUCCAUGCAAACACCUCUAUCAUGCUGGAUGUGGAACCAGAUGGCUUAGUAUGAAUAAGGCUUGCCCAAUAUGCUACACUGAGGUAUUUGGUAAAGGAUCGAUGAGCGAGAAGUAGUUCUGAUUGUUACAAAGAGCAGCCUUCAUAUAUUGUUCUUUGCUCUUCAAAUUUGGUUUACAUAGAGAUGCUUUUCUUUUAUUGUCCACGUCGUUGUAGAAGCACUUGGUUAGGGUAGUGUUUGGAACCAUGAAAUGACUUCUUUCAUAAUUUGUCUAAUUUCUAUGGUGCUGAUCUUAGAAUCAAAAGCUUAGCUUCCAAAUUCCAAUUACUAAAAUAGGAAGAUUAUAUUUUCCAGAAAUCUGGUAUACUAUGAUGCGAGAUUGUCUAUCUUAAAUACUGAGAAGAUGAUAUCUUAAAACAUGGACUUCGGAGCUCUUGCAGCAUGUCUGAAGGCAUUUGGGCAAAAUGAAGAACAGAGCCCUGGCCAAAAUGCAGUAUACAGUCUACACCAGUGUUGAUUUGCAUCAUUCUCAGUCGUCGUAUCCCUACAUAUAUUGAAGUAACAAUAUGAACUGUGCUAUACAUAUAAGAGCAUCCC
This is a messenger RNA of Fragaria vesca subsp. vesca, 1584 nucleotides long. RefSeq names its product E3 ubiquitin ligase BIG BROTHER-like. Bases 345 to 1103 code for a protein of 252 amino acids. The transcript has 9 exons. NCBI's taxonomy places the organism in Eukaryota, Viridiplantae, Streptophyta, Magnoliopsida, Rosales, Rosaceae. The record is from RefSeq and is a predicted model, not a curated record. Gene Ontology annotation, molecular function: ubiquitin-protein transferase activity; ubiquitin conjugating enzyme binding. Gene Ontology annotation, biological process: negative regulation of organ growth; protein ubiquitination.